Alternaria postmessia is the source of this 1374-nucleotide messenger RNA. It is a transcript of the gene ATG4, whose product is annotated as Cysteine protease atg4. Gene Ontology annotation, molecular function: protein-phosphatidylethanolamide deconjugating activity. The record is from RefSeq and is a predicted model, not a curated record. The coding region runs from base 1 to 1374 and encodes 457 amino acids. The transcript is spliced from 2 exons. Lineage: Eukaryota; Fungi; Ascomycota; Dothideomycetes; Pleosporales; Pleosporaceae.
AUGCAUGACUUCGAGCGCGUUACCCGCAACGUCGUCCGCACCUUCUACGACCCUCCGCCUACGAACGACUCCAACGAACCCAUAUGGCUGCUGGGCCAACGUUACGACCCCCGUCCUCCGCCAUCCAAGCCUACGCCUACUGACUCCCCAUCCGCCGGGACACCCACGCCCCAGUCCGAGCGCAACGAAGAUGAAAGCUGGAUAAGGACCAGCAUCGAAGAGACAGAGCGCAGAGAAGCUCCAAAUGGCGAGGAUCCGGCACAAUACGGCAACUGGCCCUCUGCCUUCCUCGACGACUUCGAGUCGCGCAUAUGGAUGACCUACCGCUCUGGCUUCACGGCCAUCCAGAAGAGCCAGGAUCCAAAGGCAACAAGCGCCAUGAGUUUUCGCGUGCGCAUGCAGAACCUCGCCUCACCUGGCUUCACAUCGGACACGGGCUUUGGGUGCAUGAUCAGGAGUGGGCAGUGCAUCCUCGCCAACGCGCUGCAGAUACUACGUCUCGGGCGGGACUGGAGAUACCAAGAGAAGCCUGAUGCAAAGGAGCAUCAAGAGAUACUCUCCAUGUUUGCCGACGAUCCGAAAGCGCCCUUUUCUAUCCAUCGCUUCGUCGAGCAUGGCGCUGCUGUAUGCGGAAAGUACCCUGGCGAGUGGUUUGGUCCCUCGGCAGCAGCACGUUGCAUACAAGAUCUAGUGCACAAGAAUAAGGAAGCUGGGCUGAGAGUGUACGUGUCAGGCGAUGGCGCUGAUGUGUAUGAGGACAAGCUGAAGGAGAUCGCCAUGGAGGAUGACGGUGAAUGGCAGCCUACACUAAUCCUAGUCGGCACGAGGUUGGGCAUCGACAAGAUUACACCAGUAUACUGGGAAGCACUGAAGGCGAGCCUGCAGAUGAAGCAGAGUAUUGGUAUUGCAGGUGGCCGACCAUCAGCGUCACACUACUUUGUAGCCACGCAGGCGAACAACUUCUUCUACCUCGACCCCCACAGCACACGCCCACUCCUACCCUACCGCCCUCCUCCAUCGUCCACCGAGAGCGAGGCAGGAGCGUCAUCUUCCACACUAGAAGCCUCAGCAACGUCCACCUCGUCAUCCACGACCAUUGUUCCUUCAUCAAACGCAUCAUAUUCCGCAGAAGAACUCGCAACCUGCCACACACGCCGCAUCCGCCGUCUUCAGAUCCGCGAGAUGGACCCCUCCAUGCUCCUUGCAUUCCUCAUAACAUCGCAGGAAGACUACGAUAACUGGAAAGAAGGCGUCCGCAGCGUGCAAGGUAAGAGCGUGGUUCACGUGCAAGACAAAGAGCCAGCGCCGCGAGGACAGGAAAGAGAGGGUGCUAUUGACGAAGUUGAAAGCUGGGAUGAGGAUGGCUUACAGUAG